AUAUUUAUAGAUUGUUACUGUCAGAGAAUCGUAUAAUUUGUGUUCCGUGUGUAACCCCCUGGGUCGCCUCAGGCUGGCUCAGCUCGUUCUUGUCUAGGGGAACAGCCUUUGGACCCGCCAAACUGGGUAAUCAGCUGGUGUGGAUGCUGUGUGAUGUCCCCGCCUCGCCCAAAAACAGACAGUACACCAUAUGCGAUUAAAUGAGCACAAUUUAUAAAGGUUACUAUAACUGUGAUUAAUAAUGAUACAGUAUAUAUGGAGAAAAUUAAAGAAAAGGCGCCAAACAUCAAAGUCCAAACCACUUCAUGCACAGCCGUUUGAGCUCAAUUUCUGAAGUCUUCUGGCCACCAUUCGAUCGCCUCCGAACUCCUCGACUCGCAGCUCAGGACCCUCCGAACUCCUCGACUCUCCAAACAGCUCAGGACCCUCCGAGUGGUCAACCAAGCACAUUUAGCUUCAUCCCCCCCUCCUCGGAGAAUCUCCCGGCCUCGGACCCCCCUUUGGGGUCCGAUCCUCGCCCAGCUUAGAGCAUUGCGUCCUCUCUCUCGACCCCCUCGCGCCGAUCUACCCAAAAGCCCGUCAACAAAAGCUUACAGACUCAGAAGAAAGAACAUUAAUCCCCAUUUGGUUUACAAAGGAAUACCAUUCUCGUUAUCAGUAAAUUAGCAUUCCUGCUAGUUAACAAAAGGAAACCCUUUCCCAACAGUAACAAAGAAAAAAAAGAAACCCCCUUUACACACUUCCUCCACCAAAUAAAAGUCAUGUCCUCAUGACUACUAAAUAACUCGCCACCUUUCCUGCCAACACACGGUAACCCAAGCACAAACAGUGACAUCUCCUCCCCACACAGUAACCCUCAUGCCCUGUUCCUCAGGCGCUACUUAGGCCAACUAUCUGGGAGUUCCCUAACCCUUCUGAGGCCUCCGUACCCCCUCACCUAAACCCUUCAGGCUCGGACACAACUGGGGAUACCUUGGACCCACUACCAACUCCUCUCACAACCUCUCACUCAUGCCCCACACUGCACACCAGCAGGAUAUUGGUUCUCUCUCGAACAGAAACGCUGCCCGUCUCAACAGGGUCCGGACACAUCAGCAUUAACGAUUCAUGAACCUCAGUCUCCUCCACAUUUGCCUCCAAGAACUCCAUUUUCACUGACCAACAACCGUCGUCUGGAUAAUCACCUGCACUGGUACCCCGAAUCUCCAGUGUCCUCAAUGUCGUCAAGGGUAAAUAACGGUUAUGAAACAAACUGUACAGCAACUUAACCGGCGCCCCGGUGCCGAGGAUGGCUUUAACUUGACUUCCAUCCAUCCGUAACAACACUUGUGCGCGUGGCCCCUCUAAGCCUUCAGGGAUAGAGUCUGUUCCUUUCGGGAGUUCCUUGGUACAUUGCUGGGAACGUGCUCCCCCAGAGACCCCAAGCCAUUCCCCCACUGGGCCUCCUCUAAGUUUCCCGACACCUCUCGAAUCAACGGAACAACUGAUCCCCUAGACAGAUCCCCUCGGCACCACAAGCAAUUUAUCUGCCCCCCCUAGGCAAAAAGGGAUACCCUAAAAACUUCCCACCAAUCUCCUGCCACGGAUAUGAUAAGCCCCCCCAGCUGCGGCGUUUGACUUCCAGUCGAACCACACGCAUUUUCCCACACUUUCCCAGAACUGGCAGCGGUCACUUCGAGGUAAUUGCGCCCGACAGUUCUAACAAAGUCACCAGCCCGCCUACUCAAACUUUCAACCCGUCCCUGUCGCUUUCCCUCAACCAAGCACUGCCACUCACCCAACAAAUGAGGGGUCCGCUCCGCCCACGCCUCCGUCCCUUUAGGGCAGGACGUUAUUCCAACAACCGGGCGGAGCCCACCACUGCUGAAACAUCCCAACCUGUCACUCCUCACUCUCCAAACAGUACGGACAGCCCAUGGUUCCACCACCAUUUCGUCAGCAGUAGUCGGAACUCGAACAACGACCUCCAGGCUACCAACAGCAACCACCCCACCCAACACACACACAGCGAUAACCAGCAAUCGCACACCCACAAAGGCACACCAGCUCUUCGCCGCAGACACAAUUUAAAGAGGGUGAUCACACAGCUUCCACAGAAAUCAACCCCGGACUAGCACCCCACAAUGUAACCCCCUGGGUCGCCUCAGGCUGGCUCAGCUCGUUCUUGUCUAGGGGGAGCAGCCUUCGGCCCCGCCAAACUGGGUAAUCAGCUGGUGUGGAUGCUGUGUGAUGUCCCCGCCUCGCCCAAAAACAGACAGUACACCAUAUGCGAUUAAAUGAGUACAAUUUAUAAAGGUUACUAUAACUAAGUGAUUAAUAACGAUACAGUAUAUAUGAAGAGAAAAUUAAAGAAAAGGCGCCAAACAACAAAGUCCAAACCACUUCGUGCACAGCCGUUGGAGCUCAAUUUCUGAAGUCUUCUGGCAACCAUUCGAUCCCCUCCGAACUCCUCGACUCGCAGCUCAGGACCCUCCGAACUCCUCGACUCUCCAAACAGCUCAGGACCCUCCGAGUGGUCAACCAAGCACAUCUAGCUUCAUCCCCCCCCCCUCCUCGGAGAAUCUCCCGGCCUCGGACCCCCCUUUGGGGUCCGAUCCUCGCCCAGCUUACAGCAUUGCGUCCUCUCUCUCGACCACCUCGCGCCGAUCUGCCCAAAAGCCCGUCAACAAAAGCUUACAGACUCAGAAGAAAGAAAAUUAAUCCCCAUUUGGUUUACAAAGGAAAACCAUUCUCGUUAUCAGUAAAUUAGCAUUCCUGCUAGUUAACAAAAGGAAACCCUUUCCCAACAGUAACAAAGAAAGAAAAGAAACCCCCUUUACACGUGUGUUAUCUGAACGUACUUGCCUGUGAUGCUGCCACAAGUCAGUGUUUCUCUGUACUGUACCUAUACCUUCCCGUACUUGUGUCCUUGGCAACAAAUUCAACAGGACCUGAGAAAUCUCGGUGAGAUUUGAUUAGUAAUGAUCAUCUUGGCAGCUAGGCAGGUCGAAGGUAUGAGACAGUACACUAUUAAAUGCAAAACCCUGAACAGUGUUAAUGAUCAGAGGGAUCUUAGACUCCAAUUUCAUCGCUUCAUGAAAGAGACUGCACAGAUUGAUCGGGUGGUUAAGAAGGCAAAUGGCAUGGUUGUCUUCGUUAGCUGAAGCACUGAGUUCAAAAGUCAGGAUGUUGUGUUGCAGUCGUUACGAGCCUGCGGUCGUACUGUGACUGUUACUUUAAGAGUGCCGGAGUGAGGAGGCGGGACUAUGACGUCGGUCACAGGCUGCCGGCGCUAACUGUGCUCUUAACCGUAAGAGAGAGAGCGAUCUGCAGACUGGAGGUCAGCCAGUCUAAAGAAAGAAAGAGACUGGAGAAGCUGACAGCUUCAGUUUGUCGCAGCUGAGGCUUGGAACUCUCCAAUGCCCACAAGAGUGGGUUGAUCAUCGGUUCACGGAACCACAACGAAUGUCUGUGGCUGUCACUUCGUAUAAUCCAUAGGAGUGGAUUUUGGAAUAACUUGGGGUACCGCUUGAGUUAACCUUUGUCUGGGUAUGUUGUGUGGAAGACGGUAUUCCUGUGACAGGUGACUUUCGCUGACAACUCGCAUGUGGACGGUUUCAACGGAUAAGAAAUUCGACGACGGUUAUUUUGAUGUAACGGCCUUUCCUCUACGUUUCACCCUGGAUUACAAAUAUCUCUCUCCCAUCAUUUAUUCCGUGGAUUCCUGAACUUUCCUACUUUACCACCUCAAGACUCGUAAGCUUUGUUCCCUCAGGCUCGAUAGUUUGGGAGUUAUAUUUACACAUAUAUACACAAAACAUUGCCAACUUUCCUUUAUUUUGGUAAGUUACUAUAUUGUAAGUAGAUACUAAUAAAGAAGUAGUUUUAACAUCAAGACCAGAUUCCAGUGUGAACACUGAUGCUGCUGGUUCGUUUGUAAAACAUUACAGUUUGUAAUGCAGUUUUAUAAAACUAGUUAGAACACAUCUGGAGUGUUUCACAGUUCUGGCCGCCCCAUUCUCGGAAGGAUGUCAGCGGUUUGGAGAGGGUGCAUAAGAGGUUUACCGGGAUAUUGUCUGGACUAGAGGGCAUGAGCUAUAACGAGAUGUUGGACAAACUUGUGUUGUCCCGAGCGGUGCAGGCUGGGGUGAGAGUGGAUAGACGUUUAGAAGAUUACGAGAGGAAUAGAUAGAGUGGGCAGACGAUAUAUUUUUCCUGGGCGUUGAAAUGUCUAAUACAUUUAAGGUGAGGAGAUCUGAGCGGCAAGUCUGUUUCUUUACAGAGUGGUGGGUAGCUGCAGUCUCUGGGGUGGGAUACCCCAUCGGUCACGUGAUCCCGAUUGCCUCUCACAUUUAACCCCAGAUGGGCAGCAUCUGCGCGUCUGUUUCCGAAGCCCUGCCCUCCGGAUGAUGCAUCAAUCACUUCGCGCAGGCUCACUGUAUCCGGGUGGGCAGUGUCUACAUUUCCGCUCAGUGCUGAAGAAGACGUCUGCGGGAUCGGCAAAGGGUUAGGGAGCCGGGGGUCGGGGUCACUGUCUGCGAGCCAGAAAAUCACUUUCCCAGUGUUAUCCGGGCUCAUUAAAAAUGAGCAGAGUUCACUGAAUCUGCAUUGAACGAUCCAAACUUUGAGUCCAGGCUGUUCAUUCCACACAAUUGAAAUACCUGCGGUGGGAGAUUUAUUGGAAGAAAAACCCACAACUGAGAAGCAAACCAGAACUGAAGACGAGGGAACAGCAACAAGUGAACCUGCCCGAGAAUUUAGAGCAUCAACUGGAGAGAAUCCUUCUGACUCAGGGUUUCCAGUGAUUCAAUCAGAGAGGGCCCACCAGUGGCUGAAGAUCAGAGGGACAAUGUAGAGCAUUCGGCUUUUUGGUUCUUUCACUGUGACAUCUCCGAACUCUGCAUUAGCUCCAUUCAGCCAAAUCUGGACGAACUUUAACGACCAACAAAUAUAAUUCCUCUCAGCGAUCAGCUCUCUGAAUGAUUCACUCACUUUUAGCGGAAGGGAUACCUACACUGUCGGGGUGUUUAGAUUGCCGGGAGGCGAGGACAGCAGCAACGAGAGGUCUUCUUUUAACUGAUACAAACCUGUCUUUACCCUGUCUCAGACAUCCCUUGGGCAUCCCCACUGCACAUGGCGCCCAAGUCUGAAACAGGAUGGAGAGACUACAGAAGGUUCAGCGACGCCACAAACACCGAUAGAUACCCGGUACCCCACUUCCAGGACUACAUGGUGAACUUGCACCAUCUUAUCAAAAAUCGACCUGGUCAGGGGAUAUCGUCACAUCUCAGUGCACCCCAACAACGUGUCCAAGGCAGCCUUCAUCACCCCGUUCGGCUAGUUCGAAUUCCUGAGGAUGCCUUUCGGUCUCAAGAAUGCAACCCAAACUUUCUAAAUGCUCAUAGACUCAGAGGGACGCGGCCUGGAUUUUGUUUUCAUUUAAUUGGACGAUACCCUGGUGGCCAGCAGAUCGCACCAAGAGCAUGUGGCUCAUUUGCACCAGCUCUGCCAACGCCUGAGCGACCACGCACUGGCAAUCAAUCUGGCGAAGUGCCAAUUCAGGCUGAUGGAGAUCGACUUAUUGGGCCACAGAGUCAACCGGCGUGGCGCAGUUCCCCUACUGGUCAGACCAUCCGUCAGUUCCCCAAGCCCAGCACAGUCAAGGGCCUGCAGGAGAUCCUAAGGAUGGUCCACUUUUAUCAUCGGUUCGUGCCAGCGGCGGCACACAUCAUGAGACCGUUCAUCAGCCUGCUGACCGGCAAGGCCAAAAAAGUGGCAUGGGACGCGGAGUCCACAGAAGCGUUGGAGCAGGCCAAGGAGGCGCUGGCAAAGGCGGCCCUCCUAGUGCACCCAAGAGUCGAUGUACGCACAGCACUCACAGUCGACUCUUCCGACACAGUAGUUGGCAGAGUCCUGGAGCAGCUCAUCGAGGGCCAGUGGCGACCACUCGCUUUCUUCAGCCGCCACCUACGGCCAACAGAGUCGAAGUACAGAGCUUUCAACAGAGAGUUACUAGCACUCUACCCGCCUGUCCGGCAUUUCCGGUACUUCCUCGAGGGAAGGGAGUUCACCAUGUAUAUGGAGCACACCUUCGCACUGGCCAAGGUAUCGGACCAAUGGUCGGCUCGGCAGCAGAGGCACCUGUCCAUUAUUUCAGAAUUCACCUUAGCCAUCCACCACAUCGCAGGGAAGAACAAUGUCAUCGCAGACAUACUGUCUCACCCCUGCCUUCACUCAGUAGGCUUACAGUCCUCAGGAAUAGACUACGCAGUACUGGCAGAAGCACAACAGUCAGACACGGAGAUCACAGCUUACCGCACCGCCAUUUAAGGGCUCCAGUUGGAGGACGUCUCCAUCAGUCCGGCAGCGGUUGGACUCCUGUGUGAAGUGUCUACUGUUAUGAAUGUACGACAGCUCUGAGGGGCCGAAGGAGCAGGAGCAGCCCCCUCCUUCCGGAGAAUUGCAAGAUCGCUAUUAAUUCGGGUCUUGGACCCAGGAAGUGAGAGACAAUGCAACGGUUUUAGCCAUUGUUCUCAGAGGCACCUGUGUGACGUGCAUGUCCCUGCUACGUGACAGCUACCAUGGAUAUGGACACCCUCGGGCAAUAUGGGGGUGGGGAUUGCGUCCCCCUACUUUGAUGGACAUCUACAACUCUGCAAGUCAAGAUAAAAGGGGACUGCAGGAGGCAGUACCCCAGCGAUGCACCAGAAGGACACCCUCGCUCAGUGCUCCCAUGGCUGGAAGCCACUCAAUGCCACGUGCGCUCCUAACUCCUUUGCCUGGGGAGCAGGUGGCUGAUAAUACCGAGAAGGACUUCGAACUAACAACGGGGAAACAACGUUCCCCUGAUUUUACGGAGUGGCUUCAUAAAGACCCGGGCAAGUUUUUUUUCGUUUUUCACCGAUCCCUCUAAAACACGUGAAACCCAGCAAUUCCCCGAAAGGCUAAAGUCUGCAGACUUCUGAGUGACUUUUAUAUUUCCAACGGACAAAAUAUUAUCCCCUGGUCAACAGCUGAGAUUACUUCUUAAUGAUGAUUAUUACUAUACUCGCGCUUUAGAUUGAGUAUUGAUGACGUGCAUUAUCUGAAUGUUUGUAUUAACCUUAGUUUUGUGCCCCUUUAUAAAUAAAAACGUUUGAAAAUAGUGACAUCAGACUUCAACGGACCUCUCUAUCUUUGCUGGUAAGUUAUCCAGUUAAGGGAUACGUAACAACUUGGGUUUCUCGUCUCGGGAUUUGACACCAAAUUGGGAGGCCAGUGAAUUGGUCUUGUAAGUCCAAAACAUGAAUCUGGUUACGCGGGUAGCCAGACGGGAAACCAGUAAAGAUGGACGUGGGUGAAGUUAUGAAAAACCCGACUGUGGGGGCGCUAGAGGUGGCCACCAAAUCAGACUUGUUAAAUUUAGCGAAGGGGUUGAACCUCGCAGAAGUGAGGUCGUCCAUGAAAAAGCGGGAGGUGCGAAGGGCCAUAAUUCAGUAUUACUUUGGGAAGAAUGUGUUUGAAAAUGAGGUAUUGGAAGAUAUCGCUGAAAAGGUACCAUCAAGUGGGACGGUUCAGUUAGAGGUGGCGAAAUUAAGGUUGGAACGUGAAAUUAAGUUAAAAAAGCUGGAAGCAGCUGAGAGGCAAAGACGGCAUGAAAUUCAGCUAAAGGAGCUAGAAGCAGUCGAGAAAGAGAGGGAACUGGCCGAGAAAGAGAGGGAACGGGCCGAGAAAGAAAAACAGAGGCAGCAUGACCAAGAAAUUGAGAAGAUGAGGAACGAGUGAAGAGAUCAAGGGUUAGACCAAACGGAGCGGGUUAAUGUUAGUAGGGAGUUGAGAUUAGUGCCCCCGUUCGAGGAGACAGAUGUCGAUAGUUAUUUCUUGCUUUUUGAAAAGGUGGCAGUAAAUCAGAAGUGGCCAAAAGAGCAGUGGGUGGCAUUGUUACAAAGUGUGUUAAGGGGAAGGCCCAAUGAGCAUAUGCGGCGUUGUCCCUGGGGGAGGGAGACGUGGAGAAUUAUGCUGAAGUAAAGGAGGCCAUUCUCCAGACUUAUGAAUUGGUACCUGAGGCCUAUAGACAAAAGUUUAGAAAUUUAAGGAAAGGGUGUAAUCAAACAUAUACCGAGCUAGCCCAUGAGAAGGGGGUACUCUUGGACUGUUGGUGUACAGCGGAAAGGGUGGAUGAGGAUUAUGGGCGUCUCAGCGAGUUACUUUUGAUUGAGGAAUUUAAAAGUUGUGUUCCGGAGGAGAUCUGGAUGUAUUUGAAUGAGAAGCCGGAUAAGUCCAUUUCAGAAUUUGCUAGGUUUGCGGACGAAUAUGUCCUAACCCACAAGACAAAGACUUCCUUGAAUAAAGGUCCCCAGAGAGACCGUGGGAACGAUCGAGAAAGUCUGAUGAGUGAGGCAGAGGUCCCACCGGGAGCUAGCGAUAAGGUUGAGGGGGAAAGGCAAGAUGGCCAGAGGUUUCCGGGUUUGACCUGUUUUAAUUGUGGAAAGGAGGGGCACAUUACAUCUCGAUGCUUUGCUCCGAGAAAGGAGAUAUGAAGACGGAAAGCUGCAGUCCCUAUCGGGUGUGCCGUGGUAAUCAGUAAAUCGACCAGAGAGCUGAGGGUAGACAGAGUACGAGAAGGCUCUGAGAGUUGUCUGUCCCACGGAACCGUGUGUGACGGAGGGAGACACACCAGUUCCCGCACGAAUCUGGAGAGACACGGGGGCUGAACUGACUGAUUAGCCGUGAGGUAUUAGAAUUUGGUCAGAAAACAGGCAUGGUAAAGGUGGAAGGAAUAAAUAAAAGGAUAGAAAUGGUGUCCUUACAUAAAGUCAUUCUGGAUUUUGAGCUGGUGUAUGGAUCAGUUGAAAUAGGGGUGCCAUCAGAAUUCCCGAGAGCUGACGUGGACAUCCUGCUGGGAAACGACUUAGCAGGGGGUAAGGUUUGGUCAGCAAUGCUGCCGACCUGGCGACUGGCGAGUGUGGUGGCCCCGCCUCUAGCGCCCAAGGACUAUCUCGCAGGCACAGUCACUCGCAGCAUGUCGAGAGAGACAGCUGAGAAUGAGAGCAGUUUAAAUCUGGCCAGUUUUGAUUUGGCCGAGACGUCUUUGCUGACCCUGUGCCAUGCGGGUUUAGAGGGUGGUAAGACGAAGAGUAGUAAAGUGAAAGGGGGUAAGGGAGAGGAGAUAGAUCUGCCCUUAGCGAAAAGAAAGGUCCUAAAGGUAGGAAAUAACGAUGAGAAGCAGAUAAAGCUGUUAAAAGGUCCAGAGUUGGACAUGGAUGAUCUGUCUGCUUUGGCAGAGUUGUUUGAAGAACUUGAGAGUUCUAAAGGUGUUCCCGAUAAUGAGGUGAGGGCAAUCCUAGAUGGAAAGGGUAUGCUUGCCUCGAAGGAGUCUGCUGAAAAGGCCAAGGAGGUUGUUUCAGCUCGCAGGGUUGGCCCUCCCCGGGUGGGAGCUGCCCAGAGAGUAACUGGGAUGAUCGGGGGGAGUUAGAAUUUGGAAAAGGUACGGGUGUUGAAAGCCUGGAAGAGGCAAAUGUCCCGUUUGAGUGUGUCCGAGAUGGGGAUGCACGUGGUGCUGAACCUGGUAACGGAGCUCAGAAGAAGUUUGAGGUAUCUAAUUCAGUGGAACGGGGCAGCCGUCCUUGUUGGUCAGAUAGACUUGGUUCAGUGGGAAAAGGGUUAACCUUGGUAACCGGGGGAAGUGUGAGUUCCCCGGUGUUUGUACUCGAAGGUGGGUUCAAAGUUAAUGCAGAAUUUAAGAAUGGGGGGAUGAGGAUUGUUAUUGAAGGAAACGGAAAGUCUGUAGUUUCCAAAUGGAAGGAAGAAAUCUUAAACCUGGCAGAUCGCUCACAGAGUGAGCCGGGGGGUAGCGGGGCCCCCCACUCUAUUGUUAUGCCAGGAUGGAGUGUGAAGAGGCCGCCUUCGAAAUGCUACUUGAGUGAAGAGUUCGAAUCAAACACCAAUAGCCUGAAGGGGACUGAUAAAAGGGCCAGCCACCUGGGUAAAAUCAAAGAAUUGGGUGGAAAUGGUCUAAGUUUGGGGCAUGGUGUUGCUAAAUUAACCGCGAUGAACAAGGCUGGCGGGAGUUCACCAUGAAAAUUUGCUCAAGUUCCCCACGGGGGGGGGGGGGGGCUCGCCGAAAAAGAAGCGACGGUUAAUGGAGAUGCCAUUGUUAAACAGCCAAGCAGGUUGAACGGGUUUGCGCCAAAGCCUGUGAAUAAUAAAGGCAGCCCCUUUGGAGACCUGCCGGUUACGCAAAACGACUGAAACGAUCAGUAUUUGCAUAAACUUUUGUAAAUACACCUAAGCUAAGGACACACCUCCUUAGUUUUGUUGCGAAAGAAAAUAAAUAGGUGGUUAUUGAAUUGAAGUCUGAUGCUACAAGACAUUAGUACGGUACGCAAUGUUAAGAUAUUAAAGAAAGGGACACUGUAAUCGUUAACUAUUUAGAUACUGACUUGAAUGUAUAACGGUAGUAUUCUGUGAAGAGAAAAAGCUUGGGUAUUGUGUUAGAUUAAGAAUCCUGUAAGACACUUCAGCUCCAUUUUUAACCUCUGGUAAAAAAUGCU
Messenger RNA from Hypanus sabinus (Atlantic stingray), 10511 nucleotides. RefSeq lists its product as uncharacterized. The transcript is spliced from 4 exons. NCBI's taxonomy places the organism in Eukaryota, Metazoa, Chordata, Chondrichthyes, Myliobatiformes, Dasyatidae. Bases 5113 to 6309 code for a protein of 398 amino acids. The record is from RefSeq and is a predicted model, not a curated record.